AUGUGUGGAAGGUGUGUGAACCUUCCUCUCCAGGUUGGACAUCAGCUUCUAGAAGAACACAAGAAGAGUCUGAGGAGGAGAUGUGAACGUGUGACUGAAGGAAGUGAUGAAGCAGGAGGAGGAAGCCUCCUCAACAGGAUCUACACUGAGCUCCACAUCACAGAGGAACACAGUGAGGAGCUUCAGAGGGAACCUGAGCUGAAGCUUCUGGAGACAGCUUCCAGGAAGAAGAGCCUCCGUCACUCUGCCAUCAGGGAGGAGAGCCUCCGUCACUCUGCCAUCAGGGUUCAGGACAUCUUCAAAGCCUCGGCCCAGCAGCUCAGACACAUCCGAGUGGUUGUGACCAGCGGCGUGGCCGGCAGUGGAAAAACCUUCUCGGUGCACAAGUUCAGUCUGGACUGGGCCGAGGGCCUGGAGAACCAGGAUGUGGGGGUGCUGGUGGUGCUCUCCUUCAGGGAGCUGAACCUGCUGGGAGAGCGGCCGUACAGCCUCCUCUCGCUGCUGGCUGUUUUCCAUCCCACGCUCCAGAAGCUGACGGCAGAGGAGCUGGAUGUCUGCAGGCUGCUCUUCAUCUUUGACGGUCUGGAUGAAAGCAGACUUUCUCUGGACUUCAGCAGCAGCCGGCGGCUGCUUGACGUCUCCCAGCAGUCUUCAGUCAGCGAGCUGCUCACUAACCUCAUCCGGGGGGAUCUGCUGCCCUCGGCUCGGGUCUGGAUCACUUCUCGACCGGCGGCGGCCCAUCAGAUCCCUCCAACAUGUGUGGACAGACUGACAGAAGUGCGAGGCUUCACUGACGCCCAGAAGGAGGAGUACUUCAGGAGGAGGCUGAGUGAUGAGGAGCUGAGCAGCAGGAUCAUCUCCCACAUCCAGACCUCCAGGAGCCUCCACGUCAUGUGUGGAAUCCCAGUCUUCUGCUGGAUCACUGCUACAGUUCUGGAGCACAUGUUGAGCAGCGAGCAGAGAGGAGAGCUGCCCCAGACCCUGACUGACAUGUACUCCCACUUUGUGCUGGUUCAGACACACAGGAAGAAGCUCAAGUACCAUGAAGGACCUGAGACGGGUCCACAGGAGCUGACGGAGGCUGACAGGGAGCUUCUUCUGAAGCUGGGCAGGAUGGCCUUGGAACACCUGGACAGAGGAAACAUCCUGUUCUACCAAGAAGACCUGGAGCAGUGUGGUCUGGAUGUGACUGAGGCCUCGCUGUACUCUGGAAUCUGUACUCAGAUCUUCAGAAGAGAGUCUAUGAUCUUCCAGAAAGCCGUCUACAGCUUCGUCCAUCUGAGUGUUCAGGAGUUUCUGGCUGCAGUCUCCAUGUUCCACUGUUUCACCAGCAGGAAGACAGAUGUACUGAAGACCUUCUUUGGAGAGGAUCAUGCUUUCAGAUCUCUUGAUGAUUUGCUGGUGGUCGUCCUGGAGAAAUCCGUCAGAAGUGGGAACGGCCACCUGGACCUGUUUGUCCGCUUCCUUCAUGGCCUCUCUCUGGAAUCCAACCAGAGACUCUUAGAAGGUCUGCUGGGUCAGACAGAGAUCAGUCCAGAAAUCAUCCAGAGAGUCAUCCAGAACCUGAAGAAGAUCAACAGUGAAAAAGUGUCUCCUGACAGAAGCAUCAACAUCUUCCACUGUCUGAUGGAGAUGAAGGACCUCUCAGUACAUCAGGAGAUCCAAGAGUUCCUGCAGUCAGAGAACAGAUCAGAGAAGAAACUUUCUGAGAUCCACUGCUCAGCUCUGGCCUACAUGCUGCAGAUGUCAGACCAGGUCCUGGAGGAGUUUAACCUGAAGAACUACAACACAUCAUGGGAGGGACGAUGGAGACUGAUCCCAGCUGUGAAGAACUGCAGGAAGGCUGAUCUUUCUCGCUGUGGACUCUCUGAUCCUCACUGUGAAGUGAUCUCCUCAGCUCUGAAGUCUGACCCCUCCCAUCUGAAACAUCUGGACCUGAGUGUGAACAUCCUGAAGGAUUCAUCAGUGAAGAUUCUGUGUUCUGGACUGGAGAGUCCAAACUGUAAACUGGAGACUCUGAGGUUGGAUUUCUGCGUUUUGUCAGAGAUCAGCUGUUCUUCUCUGACCUCAGCUCUGAAGUCCAACCCCUCCCUCCAGAAACAUCUGGAACAUCUGAUCCUCAGUGACAACUAUGGUCUUCGUGAUUCAGGAGUUUCUCAGCUGUGUGGUUUUCUGCAGAGUCCACUCUGCCGUCUGAAGACUCUGAGGUUGGAGAGCUGCAGUUUGUCAGAGAUCAGCUGUUCUUCUGUGGCCUCAGCUAUGAAGUCCAACCCCUCCCUCCAGAAACAUCUGGAACAUCUGAACCUGAGCCGGAACCCUCUUCAGGAUUCUGGAGUUUCUCAGCUGUGUGGUUUUCUGCAGAGUCCACUCUGCCGUCUGAAGACUCUGAGGUUGGAGGGCUGCAGGUUGUCAGAGAUCAGCUGUUCUUCUCUGGCCUCAGCU
This is a messenger RNA of Salarias fasciatus (jewelled blenny), 2442 nucleotides long. Its product is annotated as NACHT, LRR and PYD domains-containing protein 12-like. The transcript is spliced from 6 exons. The record is from RefSeq and is a predicted model, not a curated record. Lineage: Eukaryota; Metazoa; Chordata; Actinopteri; Blenniiformes; Blenniidae. Gene Ontology annotation, molecular function: protein binding. The annotation marks the transcript as partial.